GAAGCCUGUUUCCGACUCACCUUGUGAACGCUACAUUGGUGUCAGAAGUGACUUUUCGAACGGAGGACGUCUAUCCUGACGGGAGUCAGUAACUGCGUCACGGAGCUAGCCGGGAAGCUAGCGGAGAUGGAAAAGUUCAGCAAGAUGGGAGUGAUGCAGGAAAGUAGUGAUGAAGAGGAAGAUGGAGCAUGCGGGUGGUCGAAGGACAUGAGUAGAGAGUUCAUGAGUGCACGGGAGGCGAGAGAGCGCCUGAGAGAGUCGGCGGUGAAGAUGGCUAGAGACGCGGGAAUGUCUCCGUCUUCAGCGGCAUUUCGCGCCAUUUCCAAGCUGGAUGUAAACAACAAUGGCGGCGCCCAUCAACCAGCAGCAGCAGCCGCCGCCGGGUCCGUGAAAACACCCAAAUACUCGGGUAAGGCAGACGGGGAGGCUUUCCAUGCCCAAUUUGAACUACUUGCACAUGCCGGGGGUUGGUCGAUAGAGACUAAAGCACUACAGCUAGCUUUGUGCCUCACAGACGAGGCUCUUUCAUGUCUGCUACUACUUAGCCUUGAGGACCGACACAGCUAUGAAGCGUUAGCGGGGGCUUUGAAGAGGCGGUUUGGACAGUGUUUCCCGCCAGAGCUGCUCCGGAACGAAUUGAGUAACCGCUGUAGGAAGUCUGGAGAGACGCUGCGUGCGUUGGCUAACGACGUGGAGAGCCUGACGCGGCGGGUAUAUGCACACAUGCCACCCGGAGUGCAGAGUGAGCUGGUACGUGAUCAAUUCAUCAGGGCCCUCCUCCCUGCGGACUUGAGGGUUGGGGUACAGCUGCAGCAUCUACAGUCCUUGCAGGCGGCCUUGGAGAUGGCUGUGGAGAGAGAGAUUGUGUGGAGUGUAGCGGCGAGGAGCAACGGAGGGCCGGUACCACCGGCUGUGAGGAGCUGCAGAGUGGAGGAGAAGCCUGUAUGGGUUACCGAAAUGACUGAAAGUGUUCAAGUUUCAUUAGAGGAGAAAAUGAGGGAGAUGGAAGCAGCUGUCAAUGCAGAGAGGGAACUGCGGCAGCAACAGGAGGCUAGACUCAAAGCGGAGCUGGCCUCUCUUGAGCGAGAUCUCCAGGAGAGUAAAGAGAAGGAGAGCCUUGUGGCCUCUCUGGAGAAGUGCCUCCAAGAGGGCAAAGAGAGAGAAAGGAGCCUGGUGGAGGAGGGUGCCAAGAGGGAGGCACAGUACAAAGAGCUGCUCAGGAGCCUGGAAGCCGAGAAGGACAACCUGGAGUGGCGUCUGACGAACCAGCUGUCCCAGCUCAAUGGCAGCAUCGCAGACUACCAGCAGGAGGCGGCGGACAACCGGGAGCACUUGGCCGAGCUGCAGCGGGAGGAGGAGCGGUUGGCGAGGGAGCGGGCCGAGUUGGAGGCUGAGGCGCAGAGCGAGAGCGACCGGGCCGCCAGGCUGGAGGAGGACAUGAGGCAAGCACAGAGAGAGAGAGCAGAAGCAGAGUCUGGUAAGCAGGAGGAGCUGCUGAGGGAGAAGCAGCUGGUGGUCCGGCAGCUGCAGCGGCAGACUUUGAAAACUCAAGAAGACCUGAAAAGGACAGAAGCAGAGUUGGAUACCUGUAAAUCUCAGCUGGAUGAGGCCAAGAAGCAGGCAAGCGUAGCUAUAGCGGAGAGGAGUACCAUGGAGCAGAACGCCCAACACAGAGAGGCCUCGAUGAAGGCAGAGGCGGAGCAGACCCUGGACUCUGUGAGGUUCAGACUCGGAGGCGAACUGAAGGAGAUGGAGCUGAGACUGGACAAGGUGGACAGAAGCGGAACUAUGACACUAGGACAAGAGGGCAGCAUUUCUGGGCCGGGGAGCUGGUCUGGGUCUACAGCCCACAACGGAAGAAAGGCCGGUGCCCAAAACUGGACAGCCAGUGGGUUGGUCCCUGCAGAGCACUGGAGAGGGUGGGGGUAGUGUUUGUGCUGAGUUUUAUUUGUUCCUCGUGGGCGAGGAACUUUGUAGUGGGGGGGUAGUGUAGCGACCCUGUAUAGGAUGCUAAGGGUAGAAAAAAAGGUGCAGCGGUU
Messenger RNA from Gymnodraco acuticeps, 2039 nucleotides. Its product is annotated as myosin heavy chain, embryonic smooth muscle isoform-like. Gene Ontology annotation, cellular component: membrane; endoplasmic reticulum-Golgi intermediate compartment; cis-Golgi network. The transcript has a single exon. Lineage: Eukaryota; Metazoa; Chordata; Actinopteri; Perciformes; Bathydraconidae. The coding region runs from base 127 to 1929 and encodes 600 amino acids. The record is from RefSeq and is a predicted model, not a curated record.